AUGGUCAAGAUCAAGUCGAUUGAGUAUUUCCGGGUGAAGCCCCGUUGGUUGUUCGUCAAGGUCACCGACGAGGAGGGACAGAUUGGCUGGGGUGAGGGAACCCUCGAAGGUCACUCUCUAGCUGUCGAAGGAGCUUUGGAUGAGAUCAUUACUCGUAUUGUCGGUUAUGAGGCAGAUGACAUCGAGCACAUCUGGCAAACAAUAUGGCGACUAGGAUUCUACCGCGGAGGAGCAGUCUUCAUGUCCGCCAUUUCGGGUAUUGAUAUUGCACUGUGGGACCUCAAGGGUCGCCGAUUGGGCGUUCCAGUCUACCAACUGCUGGGCGGAAAGGUGCGGAACAAGGUGCAGGUGUACGCUUGGAUCGGAGGAGAUCGACCGAGUGAUGUGGAAGCUGCAGCCAAGGCCCGAAUUGCCCAAGGUCUCAAGUGCAUUAAGAUGAACGCGACCGAAGACGUCAACUGGCUCGACUCCCCCGCCGUUCUACAAUCGUGCGUCGAGCGCCUCAAGCAGGUCAAAGCACUCGGUCUCGAUGCUGGCCUAGAUUUUCACGGCCGUCUCCACAAACCGAUGGCCAAGCAACUGGCAAAGGCACUGGAGCCCUACCAGCCUCUCUUCAUCGAGGAACCAUUGCUGUGCGAGCACCCCGAGGCCCUCAAGCAGCUCUCCAACUCCACAACGAUCCCCAUUGCCUUUGGCGAGCGUCUAUACACCAGAUGGGACGUGAAGAGAUUCUUGGAGGACUCCUCAGUCGAUGUCCUACAGCCCGAUAUUGCCCAUGCAGGUGGUAUCUCGGAGACAAGGCGCAUUGCUGCCUUAGCCGAAACCUACGAUGUGGCUAUCGCUCCGCAUUGCCCACUGGGUCCUAUUGCUUUCGCGGCAUCGCUACAAGUUGCCCUUGCAACACCCAACUUUGUCAUCCAGGAGAUGUCAUUGGGUAUGCACUAUAAUGUGGAAGCGGGUGAUAUUGAUUUGAAUAGUUACGUUGUCGACAAGACUGUGUUUGAUAUUGAAGAGGGAUAUGUGGCGGCGCCAUUGAAGCCUGGUCUGGGAAUAGAUAUUGAUGAGGAGAUGGUUCGACGGAUCAGUAAGGAGACGGAGCCCUGGCAACCUAAGGAGUUCCACGGUCCUGAUGGAUCUAUUCGGGAGUGGUAG
This is a messenger RNA of Penicillium odoratum, 1152 nucleotides long. Its product is annotated as mandelate racemase/muconate lactonizing enzyme family protein. Lineage: Eukaryota; Fungi; Ascomycota; Eurotiomycetes; Eurotiales; Aspergillaceae. The coding region runs from base 1 to 1152 and encodes 383 amino acids. The record is from RefSeq and is a predicted model, not a curated record. Gene Ontology annotation, molecular function: galactonate dehydratase activity. Gene Ontology annotation, biological process: D-galactonate catabolic process; amino acid catabolic process. The transcript is spliced from 3 exons.